Molecule: messenger RNA, 4719 nt
Organism: Dromaius novaehollandiae (emu)
Lineage: Eukaryota; Metazoa; Chordata; Aves; Casuariiformes; Dromaiidae
Exons: 2
Coding region: 1064-2740 (558 amino acids)
Source: RefSeq, a predicted model, not a curated record
UGAAUGAAUUUUUUGCCUUAAACAUUUCUUGGUGCAUGGGGUGCAGGCAGGCCAUAACCCCGAACAAGCCAUCUGUCCCUGGCGGAAACAGGACUGGGCUGCUGCGACCCCCGAGAUGGUCUCCCUGCGACCACCCAGAACACACCGAGCCUGCACUGAACGAGACCGCAAUCGGGCAGAGACUUUGGGAGCUGGACUGUAAAUUAUUGUCCGUUUUUAGCACAACUUCUAUAAAACCUGCUUGGCAUGAGUGGCUAAAUUUGCUGAAGCCUUAGGCCGCACUCCCUAGUACAGUGAGAAAGGGCCCAGAGCUGCUGCAGGCGGGAAUGAUAAGGGCGUUACCAGCAAUUUGCAUUCCUGUGCACUGCUGAAACGGUGCUAAUUGCUGGAGUUACCACCUCUUUGUCAAGACCUUGAGAGAUGAUGGUGGGACCCGAGGAAGGAAGACACACCUAUAGGAAGGAAGGCACACCUGUCUGCAGAAACUGCAACAGAAAAGAUAAGGGAGAAAAGAAACAGCCUGCCUAGGAACAACGAUGAGAUCCAAUAAGGAGCAGGAGACCCCAGACUCAAAAAUUACUAUUGGUCUGAACUACCACGUGGGGGGGUGGGAAACUUAAUUUGAAAAAGCUAUAAUUGCCCAGGGAUCUCUUUGUUCAGGGUCCCUCUUUGGAGGUACCCAACUCGAGCUGUAACCACUGCACGCGUGUCAUUCCGAGCUAACCUAGGGUCGGACCCAACUCGAGUUGUAAUUACUGCACGCACACCACCAAAACUUACACCCAGGGUGAAGAGGAGCCACCUACCACCAGACGGGAGCCCCCCCCCCCCACUGCCGAGACUCCCAAAGGAAGAGGACCAACAGGACGCCGCUGGAUCCACGGGACCAAGAGAAGAAAAGGAAGAGGGCACUAGGGAAGAAGACUUGUCUUAUGUUGAGCCUGAGUGUCCUCGACGGGUACUACCUGUGGUAGUUAUAAUAGUUAUUUUUAUCUUUUUUUUUUUUUGUAAUUGUGUGCUGCGAUCAUAAUUAGCUUUAUUGUUGAAAACACAACAGCCAAGAAUGGCAUUCUUGACCUAUGUUGGAAAGAUAUUUCUUGUCUUAAUAUGCUUAUAUGUGCUAUGGCAAACCUACCACCAGAAUCAGGAUUACACCCAAGGUAAAAAUAAGCGAACUUUAUCAAUCCAAGCCACCCAUGGUUUGGAGGAUAACUUAAUCCUAGCCUUGGUAAAGGGGUUUGCAACUUCCCUAAAUGAAUCUAGUAUUACUGCCUGCUUGCCUAUGCCUAAAUCUGUAGAAGACCCCCUUCCCAUGGGUAUUCUUCCCACAGACAUAGCAGGCAGUCUGCUGAGACUGUGGAAUACCCGGGGUAUCCUUGAAAUAGUGAAUCCUUAUUCCCCAGAUAGAAGGCGAGUUCCCGUGAAAUUUGAUCAACCGUUUAAUUUUUCCACCAUCAAUCGCACAAACUGUACAUAUUACGAAAGAGGUUUAAACGUAACUUUCACCUGCAAUAUGAUCCCGUGGGGAACUACAGAUUUACAACCUUGGGGGCGAGCAACUAAUGUCCUACAGUAUAAUCAACCAAUAAAUACAACCUGGUGCAUUCAAUGGAACAGAGGGCAAGAUUGUCCCAAGAGGGAAAAGCCCAAGAGUAAUUGUGCCUGGUUUGGAUUAGACUAUCGGGGUUUCACGCCAUUCGAACCAGGACUCUCUUUUGCCCCAGUAUCAAACAAGUCAGCGUUGUGGUCUUGCCAAAAUGUAAUAAAUUGCUCUAACUGGAAACAAUAUGGUUGGGUUGAAUACUAUUGGCCAGUUUAUAUCACCUUAAAAAUGGGCUGUUUGUGCCGAAAUCACAGCAUAGCAUACAAAUCAGUGAGUGAAAAUUUUGCACCUCCUAAUGACUGUCAUGUUGCCUCUGGUGACGCUCCGGCUGGUUUGAUCUGGGCCUGCAGUGAUGGUAAUAUGUAUACUUCUUUAUGGGCUGGGCUACCUGACCUCCAAUGUACCUUGGGACUCCCAACAUUAUGUCCUGUGUGGAAACGGACUCCUAUCCGACCCCACUGGAUAUCCCGCAUGAAACGGGCAAAAAUAACACUGGACGGAGAUGUAGAAGGGUGGCAAGACCCAGGGGUAGCCACCCGCAUAGCCUGGGGAAUGGAAGGAUUCUGGGGCUUUGGGUCUGCUACCACGCGAACGCGAAUAUGGUUAAGUAAGUUAGCUUAUCAAGUAGGAAAACUAGCUAAUGCUACUGAAGCUAGUAUACAGUUGCUUAAUCAGCAACUGCAAGCCACAUCAAAAAUGGCUCUUCAAAACCGCAUGGCACUAGACUUGAUGAUGGUACAUCAAAAUGGGCUUUGUGGUUACUUAAACCUCUCCAGUACUGAUUGCUGUAUCUAUAUCCCUAAUGUUACACUGGACCUUAAUGACCAACUAGAAAGGAUACGACAAGUGGCAAAAGACACCCGUGAGCUCCAAGAAUCAAUGAAUUCUAAUUGGCUUUCAAAAAUAUUUAGUUGGUUUGGACUCAGUGUCACUGGUUGGAUUCAAAGUUUGAUACAAUAUGUGAUAAUGUUUAUUGCAGUUGUGAUUAUCGUAAGCAUAGCAAUAUCCUGUGUAAAAUCAACUAUAAUAAAAACUGUUAACAUACGAAUGGUCCAACUGACUAAUUAUGCUCCCCUACCAAAGGAGGAGGACGAGGAGGGCCUAAUCGAUGUCCCUAAGGCUGAAAUAGCAAUUUAAGACCAGGCUGAGGAACCUUUUUAACUCACGGGGUGGAGUGCAUGGUUACACACGGAAGAAUGGCGAGGAGAUAGGCAAUAGAGAUCAGGACAACUAUAAUCCAAAUAUUUUUUGUAAAGAAACCAUAGGAGGUACUCUGUGAUUUGCUAUAAUGAUAUGUUUAUCUAUUCUGUAAAACUGGUCCUGGUGACCCACCGGAACUUAGUGGGUAGAAAACAAUAAAACGCGUCAGGUGACUAGAGUACCCAGGCUCAAACCACGCAUGCGCCACAACGGCCAUCAGCCUUGGCAUCAACCACGAGGGCCGCAGUCAACAAUCCCCAACCAUCCUUGCGACGCUGGAGCCCUGAGGAUAACAGAAAGAGGUACCCCCCACACACGCCCCGUCACAACUUGGACGACAGAUACAUCGGUGGAUUAUACUAGAAGAAUGGAAAAGAAGAUGUUAUACACAGCUAUGUUAGUUCAUGUUGCAGUACUUGUUCUUUGGCUAUUGCUGUAACUGUUCUUUUAAUAUGCCCUUGUUUGCCUCACAAUUGUCAUUGUAAAGGAUCACCUUUCUCCAAUGACUCCCCAGAGCCAUAGGCAAAUCCUCAAACUUUUCCUGGGACACAUUUUGGUGUGGUUAUUUUUAGAUAUGUUAUUGUUAGCUUUAGAUAUGUUAAGAUAUUGUUCUUUAGAUAUGUUAUUGUCAAAAGAAGUUAUUGUUCAGAAAAUUGAUUAGUUUUGGACAUAUUAUUGUUAAAAGUAGAUAUUGUUAAUAAUUGUUCAUGACUACUGUGCGCACUUCUACUAUUUCUAUACUUCUUUCUGAUCUCUCUCUCUGUCUCAUAUCACCACUGUGGAUGAAGGCCAUGAAGACUUCAGGAAGGAGACGUACCAAUCAAUGUUUAAGUCACGGGGUGGUGUGGCGGACAGAUGAAUGAAUUUUUUGCCUUAAACAUUUCUUGGUGCAUGGGGUGCAGGCAGGCCAUAACCCCGAACAAGCCAUCUGUCCCUGGCGGAAACAGGACUGGGCUGCUGCGACCCCCGAGAUGGUCUCCCUGCGACCACCCAGAACACACCGAGCCUGCACUGAACGAGACCGCAAUCGGGCAGAGACUUUGGGAGCUGGACUGUAAAUUAUUGUCCGUUUUUAGCACAACUUCUAUAAAACCUGCUUGGCAUGAGUGGCUAAAUUUGCUGAAGCCUUAGGCCGCACUCCCUAGUACAGUGAGAAAGGGCCCAGAGCUGCUGCAGGCGGGAAUGAUAAGGGCGUUACCAGCAAUUUGCAUUCCUGUGCACUGCUGAAACGGUGCUAAUUGCUGGAGUUACCACCUCUUUGUCAAGACCUUGAGAGAUGAUGGUGGGACCCGAGGAAGGAAGACACACCUAUAGGAAGGAAGGCACACCUGUCUGCAGAAACUGCAACAGAAAAGAUAAGGGAGAAAAGAAACAGCCUGCCUAGGAACAACGAUGAGAUCCAAUAAGGAGCAGGAGACCCCAGACUCAAAAAUUACUAUUGGUCUGAACUACCACGUGGGGGGGUGGGAAACUUAAUUUGAAAAAGCUAUAAUUGCCCAGGGAUCUCUUUGUUCAGGGUCCCUCUUUGGAGGUACCCAACUCGAGCUGUAACCACUGCACGCGUGUCAUUCCGAGCUAACCUAGGGUCGGACCCAACUCGAGUUGUAAUUACUGCACGCACACCACCAAAACUUACACCCAGGGUGAAGAGGAGCCACCUACCACCAGACGGGAGCCCCCCCCCCCACUGCCGAGACUCCCAAAGGAAGAGGACCAACAGGACGCCGCUGGAUCCACGGGUGGUGAUAUCUUUCUCUCUCUCUCUCUCUCUCUCUCUCUCUCUCUCUCUCUUUCCCCCUCUCUUUUGUUGAAUGUUGGUAAGAUCUGUUUUUUGUCUAGCUAGUUGCAGUAUUUGCCAUUGAAUUAUCCUAUUUGACCACAUGCCUUAUCUUUGUGUUAAUAAAUCUUAAAACCGG